Impatiens glandulifera is the source of this 1993-nucleotide messenger RNA. RefSeq names its product 2-methylpropanoate--CoA ligase CCL4-like. NCBI's taxonomy places the organism in Eukaryota, Viridiplantae, Streptophyta, Magnoliopsida, Ericales, Balsaminaceae. The transcript has a single exon. The record is from RefSeq and is a predicted model, not a curated record. The coding region runs from base 52 to 1707 and encodes 551 amino acids.
UUUGGGAAGAAAUAAAUACUCAACAAACUGUUUGAGUCAAGACCCAAAAGAAUGGAUCUUUUGAAACCAAAUGGUGCGAAUUCUUGUCCAUUGACACCAUUAACAUUUUUAGAGAGAGCCGCCACCGCCUACGCCGACUUACCCGCCACCAUCCACGGCGGCGCCGCCACCCGUACAUGGGCAGAAACCCACAUCCGUUGUCUCCGUCUAGCUUCAUCCAUCGCCGGAAUCGGAAUAGGAAGAGGCGACGUCGUUUCAGUCGUGGCCCCAAACAUACCCGCCAUGUACGAACUUCAUUUCGCAAUUCCAAUGUCCGGUGCCGUCAUUAACACCAUUAAUACUCGCCUCGAUUCGCGUACCAUUUCUGUUAUGCUCCGUCACGGCGAGUCGAAGCUUUUGUUUGUUGAUUAUGCUUUCUUGGGUACUGUUAUCGGAGCUCUGUCACUUUUUCCGUCAAUUUCCGACCGGCCUAAGGUUGUCCUUAUAACGGAGGGCAAUCCGCCGGCGACUGUUGAUGAAGAUACGUUUUAUGAUACGUAUGAAUCUAUGGUUGAGAAAGGUGACCCGGUAUUCAAUUGGAUACGUCCUAAAAGUGAAUGGGACCCGAUGACCUUAAAUUACACAUCAGGCACAACUUCCUCUCCAAAGGGUGUUGUUCAUUCCCACCGUUCGAUCUUCAUCAUCACCGUUGAUUCAUUAAUCGACUGGGCCGUACCAAAACACCCGGUUUACCUAUGGACAUUACCCAUGUUUCAUUCAAACGGGUGGAGCUUUACAUGGGGCAUGGCAGCCGUCGGAGGGACAAAUAUCUGCUUACGUAAGAUCGAAGCUGCUGACGUAUACUCCUCAAUCAACCGUCACCACGUCACCCACCUCUGCGGCGCUCCGGUCAUCCUCACCAUGUUAUCCAAUUUACCCACGAACAACCCGUUAAAACACCCGGUUCGUUUCCUGACAGGCGGGGCACCGCCGCCUUCUUCCGUUUUACUCCGGGCGGAAGCAUUAGGGUUUAUUGUUAGUCAUGGGUAUGGGUUAACAGAGGUCGCCGGCGUGGUCGUUUCCUGUGCCUGGAAAUCGAAAUGGAAUCGGCUUCCGGCAACGGAAAGGGCUAGGUUGAAAUCUAGACAAGGGGUUAGAACAAUUGGGUUGACGAAAGUUGAUGUUGUGAAUCCUGGAACUGGGUUAAGUGUUAAACGAGAUGGAUUGACGGUCGGUGAGGUUGUAUUACGAGGUGGGUGUUUGAUGUUGGGUUAUUUAAAAGAUCCGGUGACGACUAAUCGGUGUAUGAGGGAAGAUGGGUGGUUAUAUACCGGAGAUGUAGCGGUUAUGCAUUCGGAUGGGUAUUUGGAGAUUAAAGAUCGGUCUAAGGAUAUAAUAAUAACGGGGGGUGAGAAUGUGAGUAGUGUGGAGGUGGAAUCGGUUUUGUAUAGUCAUCCGGCGGUGAAUGAGGCGGCGGUGGUGGCUCGGCCGGAUGGGUUUUGGGGGGAGACGCCAUGUGCGUUUGUGAGUCUUCGAAGUGGGAUUUCACCUGUUCCAAAAGAGAAGGAAGUUAUUGAGUUUUGUCGGGAGAGAUUGUCGCAUUAUAUGAUGCCGAGAACGGUUGUGUUUGAAACUGAACUUCCUAAGACAUCGACGGGAAAGAUUCAGAAGUUUAUGCUGAGGGAGAAGGCUAAAGCUAUGGGAUCUUUGCCGACCAGUCGACUGUGAAGACGACUGAGGAAUUCAGUUUCAGCGGCGGCGGCGGCGCCGGCGGUGGAGAUGGUACAAAGAGAAAGGGAUUGGUAUAAAUUAAUUAAUUAAUUAAUACAUUCGAUAUUUCAAUAAGAAAGAAUAAUACAGGUUAUUUUUGGAUAAGAAAAUUUGUAUACGUAUGAUUGAAUAUUUGAUUGAUUGUGUUGUGUGUCGUGUUUGUUUGUUGCCUAUAUAUUUGGAUGUGAAUUGUAAUAUUAAUUAUUUCUCAAUUUAUACUAAGGAUUACAUUUUGAUUGUAUUA